AGUGAACGCGCGUUUUGUGUGCGCAAGUGCGUGCGUGCGAGUGUUGUGCGCGGCGGCGAACGAAACCAGCGGAGCAGCGCUUUGACGUAAAGGGGCGUCUGCUACGGCGAAGGGCCCGCGUUCCGGAGCCCGUUACUACGGCUGUCGGAGCCGAGUGCCCGAACCCAUGCCGACUCCGGAGGCAUCGAUGAGGCGCGGCGGCGGCAGUGCAAACUUGUCUCAACACUGCAACCGGUUUUGCCUCGCCGGACUCUGCGUUUUCGGAGCGGGCCGAUGGAGCGAGCGGCGUCCAUUCACUGCGCGUACGCGCGCCCUGCGGCGCUGGGGUUAGAGCGACGCCGUCCCGACCACUGCAGCCUCCCAUUCCGAUCCAGCUAGCCCGGGUCUCCUGCUGCUCUUGCAUCGAUCGUUCGAAAAGGUGGCGGUAAGCGGAGAGGCACGCUAAAUCCCCAUUGUCUCAAGGCGCGCGCGCGCGCGCGCGCUGAGCCGUGCGCCCACAUUACAACACGGGCUGCAGUACACAACGUAUCAUCCGGCCGGUUGCCACUUUGUUCCAGGCGCAGCGUUCCGGCACAGCUCGGAUCCGAUGGAGGCGAGCCCGGGAAACCGCGCGGCGUUCCUCGGGGAUCGAUUCGCCCAGCGCUACUGCUGCUGCUGCUGCUGCUGCUGCCCAGCUAGGUCGGACGCGAAGGCCAGGAAAUGUCGCGGACUGCCGGAUACACCGAAGCCGACUGGCAUCUGAGAACUCCGCUGCUUGUGCGGGAGGCAAGAGUGAAGAGCAGCGAAACGAGUGUGUCUCUUUGUGGUUCGAGUCGUGGUUCGGUGUUUUCCGUGUAUUACUCGGUGGCGCGGGAACGCGAGUCGGCCGUGGUUUCAUCAUGACAGCUAGGUGCUGUGCCGCGGCGUCCGUCGUCUGCUGCUGUGUCGUGCUCCUCGCGGCGGUGUCGGCGUCCGUGCCGCGCGCCGAAGCCGCCGAAGUGUACCGGGAAUGCGGCGGCGUGCUGCGCGGACCCCGAGGCGUGAUAAGCACUCCGGGUUUUCCCCGGCCUUACCCCGUACCCAUCGCGUGCCGGUGGGUGCUCGAGGCGGCUCCGCGGCAGCGGGUGGCGCUAUAUUUGACGCAGUUUUACAUGCGCGAAGGUGUGACCGUCUCGGAGUACCUCUUCUACUCGGACGAGCAGCUGAACAUGGGUGGAACGUUGAUCGGGUCCAUCACUUCCGAGUCCGAGCCCACGCAUGUGGUGAGCAACAAGCCCGUCAUGGUCAUCGACUUUCAGGUUCGCGAGCCUGGCAACAUUCAUCACCGGGUGUUGGACCUCUUCCUGGACGUAUAUGGAUUCAACCUGACGUACGAGAUGCUUGAGGCCAACGAGAGCAUGCGCGCUGACCUCUGUCUCCAACACCACUGCUCCUUCACGGGUGUGUGCCUGGCCGCGGCCGACUGGAGCCGUUACAGCUGCACCUGCCUCGGCGACUUCUAUGGCGACGAGUGCCAAUUCUCGCCGCGCUGCGGCCCCGACAGCAGCGGCAGCACCGGUCGAGCGUCUUCCUCCCUGUGUCACAAUGGUGGCACCUGCCGGUAUUACAUAGGAAGCAAAACCCAAACCUGUAUUUGUCCUCCCGAGUACAAGGGCAGUCGGUGCGAAUACCUGGCGCGCCCAGAACAAGCUUUAGACUGUAACCAGCUGAACUGCACCCAACACUGCACCGAAGCUGGGCCACAACCUCACUGCGAGUGCGAUCCUGGUUUUAGACUGGAUGAUGACGGCCGCACCUGUUCUCCUGCAAGCCGCACCCGUUUUCUUGUGCAAGUUAAACUUUACGACCGCAAUGUUGACCUGGCACGGUUGGAUUCAAAGAGCCGUUCGCAGCUGCAGGCAGGCCUGGAAGAUGCGUUGAAAUCCCUGUUUGCCAGCCACACCAAAGCAUUUGACAACUUGGCUGUACUCCAGUUCAUGGCGAAUGCUGUGGUCCAGUUCCACCUGUUUGGCCGUCAAGAAGAACGAUCCACCGUCGAGUCAGUCCUGGAGGAAGCGCUCAAGGGAGGCAAACUUGGUCCCUUUGCCGUUGACCGGGAGUUCCUGCAGAUCAGCCAAGAGCCAGCAAUGCACAUAGAGAUGAUGCAAGUGUCUCCACGCACACCUCGUGUUGGCGAGGAACUGAUGGUGGCCUGCAUGGCGGUUGGCUCGAGCGCCCUGUCCGUGCACUGGUUCAAGGAUGGCUUCCCUGUGGAUCCCGACGUUCCUUUCCGCUCCCUGUGGACCUCUCGUGUUGCCAAGAACCAGCGAGACCAGUACACCCUCCUCCUUGGCAUUGAUCGUGCUACAACCCUCGACAGCGGCGUCUUUACGUGCCAGGUCAGUGACUGGGGAGCAGUGCAGAACAAGAGCAUGCGGGUGCGCCUAGACGUAGCGCCACGACCCCUGGUGUCGCCGCUGGCGGUCACACUACUUGAGGGACAACCGCUUGAGUUGAGCUGCCUGUCCCCCCACGCGGGGGCCUUGGGUCCCCUGGGUUUCCGGUGGUUGCGCAACGAGCGUCUCCUGCCGCCCCGAAGCCCAGAGCUCACUGAGGACCUCUACCCAGCUGGCUCGCGUCUUGUCUUGGCUGAAGCCCGGUCAUCGGCCACUUACACCUGCGUGGCGACGGGCCCCCUGGGUUCAGGUCGUGCCGAUGCAUUCGUCACGGUGCUCGCACCACACGUGUCAGCGGAAGUCUGUCCAGCGGAGGAGUCGCACGGUGUCCAGUGGCAGCGCACUGCAGCCCAUUCACGGGAUGUCCAGGCGUGUCCACAGCCGCUGUACGUGGAGGGUCGGCUGGAGCGCCCCUGUCGCCUCUCGCUCGACCGCCAGGCCCUGUGGGGAAGCCCAGAUUUCUCAGGCUGCACUGAUGCUAGGCUGGUGCAGCUUCAGUGGAAGCUGGAGAGCAUGCGCAUGGGCUACCUGGUCUCCUCGGGGCAGCAGCUGUCCCUGGAAUUGCGGCAGUACCUGCAGGGGCGGCCACUUCAGCCUGGCGAGGGACGCCCUCUGGUGAGGUUCCUUGGAGGCCUCGUCGACUACCUGAGCCACCCAGUACUUCGGCAUGGGGGACAACCAGCACUGGCUGCGACUGACGCCAUUUGGGACGUCGCUUCACAUUUGCUGGCCCACAAGCCGCUGUUGUUGCAAGAUCACACGGUUAUAGAACAACUUCAAAACCACAUCUUGCGGUUUGGGCUCCUGGCAGCAGCGGCACUCAGCCCUGGCCGCUUCAAAAAUUUCGACCGGCCUGCUUUGGUGGUGUCCCUCGGACGGAUAACUCGGCACUCUCCAGAUGCGGCUGUGGUUCGGGUUCCCCUGCCUGGCGCUGCAACUUCAGCUUGGGCCGGCAACUCCCUGGAGCUCAGCAUGAAGCCGGAAAGCCAAGGUGAUCACAAGGAACUCCUGGUUGCGGUGGCUCUGUUCAAAACACUCAAUGAGCUGCUGCCUGAGCGUUUCCUUGCACAACAAGGGAACCUUGAAGAAAGUUCUCACGAACUUCACUCGCAUCUCAUCAGCGUGGCCUUCAGUGGCGGUGGAGGAGUUGGCAUUCGAGUCCAGUUGGUUCACGUCAGACCGCUGGUUGACCAAGAGGUUGUCUGUGGCAUUGCCGACCUUUCACACAGCAGGGUCCACUUCCUCCUCGACGGUUGUCGUGCUGAGACGCCAGGGCUCAACAGGAGCUACACCUGGUGUUCGUGCGACCGGCCGGGCAUGUACGCGCUGCUGGUUGGAGAAGAACCAAAGGCUGAGCUGCUGGAAGGCCAGGUGGCAGAUGUGGUGGCUGGUCUGGGCUGCGGCAUUUGCCUGGUGCUGGUGCUGCUCACCCUCGCUGUGGUUCUGGUUCGGUGCUGCCGUCGAUGGCGCAGCCAAGGCUCUUGCUGCGGCUUGGACACGCUGCACGCCCAGGUUUGCCUGGCCCUGUGCGGUGCGUGCCUCGCGCUACUCCAGGGCGUGCAUGGAAAGCUGACCCCCAGGGCAUACCCCUACAUCAUCUCCAUCCUGCAGCUCUGCCUUCUGGCAGCCUGCUGCUUGCAACUCUGCGUCGCGCUCGUGCUGUACGUGCAGCUCGUGGACGCCCGCACUGUGCACCACGCUGCGUUCAAGGUUGCCGCCCUGGGCUGGGCCGUGCCAGUGAUUGUAGUGGGAGCCAACCUGGCAGCCCAAGUGCUGGAAGGUUUUCGCCUCGAGAGCUGGUGGCUGACAUUGCGCACCCCCUCUGGACAUCUGUCUAACUACUUCUGCGCCUACGUGGCCUCCCUCGCCAUCAUUACAGCUCUUCAUUUCCUGCUGUUUCUGACCGUGCGUGGGGAGCUGCGGCGCCAGCGGCUCAUGGGCAUUUCCAAGAAGCAGGCUUCCAGCAGUCGGUCAAGUGUCCUGGUUGGUUCCAUGCUUGUGCUGGUGGCACUGCUGGUGGUGUCACUGGCCAGCAUCUUGUACGUCAACAUGGAGAACUCCCGUCUGCGCUCCUACGUGCUUGCCACUACCUUGGGCCUUCUGGGCCUGCUGGUGUUCUUCCUCUAUGUGGUGGCAGCCAGAGAAAAGCAGUCACCCUCGCCAAGCUUGCAGACCAGAAGUAGCGCCACCAAAGGCUUGGCAGGUCCAACAGUCCUGGCGACUGUGAUGGGUCGUGACGAAUCAGAGGGGCUGCUGGCCCAGGGAAAUGCAGGGCUGGAUCUGCCACGGUUGGAGGAGAGCCCCCAUGGUUCUCGGUCACAGAUCUUUGAGGCCAAAAACGAGGAUGAGGAAUCAUCUCAGCAGCAGUCGGAUCCUUCCUUCACGGUGACCGCUGUCUGAUUGCCGUCCUCUGCGUGUGUGUGUGUGUAUGUGUGUGCGCCAGGCGUCACAGCUGCCAUCGAACAAAAUAACAAAAGAAGGAAAAACAUUCAACGCACAGAACAGUCCUUCUCGCAACUAAGACACAUUUUAAUCACUCCCAUCAUCGUAAAGCAUUAGAUCAGAAGAGCCAUUUGCUCAUACCAUUCAUCAAAAACACUGCAGUCUUGCUGACUGCGGCAGUAUGCAUUCGCUCAGUGUUUUUUAGCUCAGUGUAUGGGACUCCCUUUCCCUUCAUUAGCACCCUGAAAACUGUUACACCUUUCAGAGUGUCUGUCUGUUUGUGCUACGACAAUAAUUGCCAUCAUCCGAGAGCAUCAAUCAAGGCCAUGCAACAUGGGUUGCUUUCCUUUCAGUAAUGUUGUGUGUAUAUAUAUACAAGCGUUACAAGAAAGGAGUAGUCACAAGAAGCUUAAGAAGGGAGAUGCGUAUGACUAGAGGGAGGAUCAAGUACACCUCAAAACAUGCAACAUCUUUUAGAUUAUGAACGGAGCACUGACACAGUUACACAUUGCAGAAAGAUGCCCCGUAUAGCUGUGUGCCAAAAGUAUAUUUCACUGGUGUGCUGCUGCAAAAGCAGAAACUUAAGUUUCACUUCAACGGUGAAAAUUUUAAUAACCUGUUCUUAACUUCUCUACUCCAGGUUUUACUUGUGUUCGCCAAGAGCACGCCUCUCAUUGUCAUUUUCUUUAUCAAACCAAGACUUUUUAUCACACUUAAACUUUACUUAAAAACAUGCAAGAUGAUACUGCAAAUUCUCGUUAGUUUUCUUUACAACACAUUUUGUAACUAAUCUUUAGCCUUUCCCCGUUUUUCUAGCCUAGGCCUCAUUCUUAACAUGCAAAACAUUUUAUAAAGGCAGAGUUACUUUCUCCUCGCAUUACCGCACAGUUCACACUUCUUACUGCAUUAACAUUACAUUAAAGCCAUUUAGUGCAUCUUAAUGCAUUAGCAUUAAGUAGGUACCACGAGCAUUCACACUAAUAUGUCAUUGCCAGCCUCUAGUCCCUCUCGUUUGACCAGCUUGUACUGUUGAGAGUGGCCAGCUGAAUGGCUGUGUCAGUGUUCCUUCUGGCAUUAGCAUUACCCAAUACCAUAAGAAACAGAGACUUAAGGCUUGACUUAAUAAUUACCACAGUCAUGACUAAGUCUAGGUGGCCGGGUCUGUUGUUCAGCACCUGCGUUUUUGCAACACAACUUGCCACUGUGGGGCCACUAAUUUUGUGCUCAAUUUGGUGCACGUUCAUGUAAUCACCACCAAGGCUGACCACCCCCACUUUUUCCCGUGUUGUUGUCAGUGAGUGGUGUCAACAGUUGUGUGUGCCCACAUUGUGAGUCGUUAAGAGGGGCUGAAGAGACAUCUCCAUGUUCUUCGUUUUCAUUGAGCGCAUUUUAUCCGUGCAAGCGUGCACAUGCAAAGUCUGUGGGAUGCGCUAACGUUUGCAAUCAUUCAAGCGAAGUGGUUGUCAUUAAUUCAUGUGUGGCUUUAAACAUGUCUUGUGUAUUCAUUUCUUGAGGAGCUCUUUGGCUGUUGGUUUUAAUGUUUGACAGUGCUUACUAUUUCAUUUCGACAGACUUGCCUGUUCUGGCACUGAAGUUCCUUCAGAACCACAGUUGUAGGCCGUAGAGGCUGUUGGCCGUGUUGUUUUCUUUCAGGGCUUCUUGAAGUUGUGAUUGUUUAAAGUGCUGUCCCAAACUACCUUGUGUAAGGAGCUGUUCAAGUUGUUUCGUUCUCCGAAAACUACUGCAGCAUUCUUUACAACUGUUUUGACUGAAAGAAAUUUGACAUCUCAUAAGUCCUUCCAUGUGGGCCUGUCUUAUCACAGUGAAAGUUAGCUUUGUUUUAUAUUUAUUAUGCUUCCAUGUUAUUUAUUUAAGGCAUGUGCAAAUCGCAGUUGCCCCUUAUUUGUAUUCAAGUUGUUCUUGUGGAUUUUUAUUAUGUACUGUGAUGCUUUUAAAGACAUGAUGGCAUCUUGCAUAGUGUCACUUGCUGGCGGUAUGUAACACAGAGCAGUUGAGACGCAUUGUUGCUGUUUUCCUCUUGCACCUAAAGCUUUACUUGCCAACUGACAUAAUGUUGGCUUUGACUAUGCUGAAUGAACUACCUAUUAAGUUUUGUGGUAGCUCUGCGAAGAAUUGUUUCGAAGGUAUCAUUUAUCUCUGCUCUGCUCGGGGAGGGCCUUGUUCACUGCUGUACAGCCCACUGUUAGAGGGAACACUCAAUUGGUAUUUUGCUACAAAUUACAGCUCAAACUACUGAUACAUUCCGUAUGCAGUCGAGCAAUUCCAUAUAUUUUCCGUCUGCUUUCUGUAUAAUCUAUAACGGAAUCUACUUCUAAAUGCUUCAGUAAGGAGAUUAUGGCAUAAAGGCAUACAGACUAUUUUUUGAUGCAUAGAUGUCAGCUUAAUGCAACCAGUAUGAAAUGUUUCUUUUUCACUGAAGUUAUAUUGACUUCAUUAUCAGUUGGGUGUUCUCUUUAGCAGUGGACUGGGUUGUGCCAGGCUACUGCUGUCCACAUUGGAAUGAGUUCUCCGCUUCCACAGCUUGGAAGCAUGUGCAUUGUGUGUUUACAAGACUAUUUAAAACAUGGCCAUUUUAAAUCUCAUUGUUCUCCAGCUAAGGCACAGAAUGGAAGAGGUUGAGUCUGUAAUCAAUUUUUUUUAGGUGGAGCAUUUCUUACAGAGUGGUUUUAGUUGCUGUCUUCAUACUGUUUUAGCGGCAUAUUUAUGUGCCAGACCACAACUCCAGGCGAACGUCCUUCUUUUUUAAAAAAAACAUCUGAACAACCAUACUGUGUAACGUAUGUGUGUGAUCACUUGUGCAAUGUUGGUGGGCUGCCAACGGUUCCACUUUUUUUUUCAACGUGAACAAUCCUUUUAUGGCUGCUGCAGCUCAGCAAAAAAUAUGUCUAGUCAUGUUGUGGAUGCAAGUGCAUUUUUAAAACUGUUUUUACAAUGAUCAAUAAAUAUUGGUUGAAAAUGAA
Dermacentor andersoni is the source of this 7837-nucleotide messenger RNA. RefSeq lists its product as uncharacterized. Gene Ontology annotation, cellular component: membrane. Gene Ontology annotation, biological process: adenylate cyclase-activating G protein-coupled receptor signaling pathway. NCBI's taxonomy places the organism in Eukaryota, Metazoa, Arthropoda, Arachnida, Ixodida, Ixodidae. Gene Ontology annotation, molecular function: G protein-coupled receptor activity. The record is from RefSeq and is a predicted model, not a curated record.